Messenger RNA from Vigna angularis (adzuki bean), 1788 nucleotides. Its product is annotated as xylose isomerase. The record is from RefSeq and is a predicted model, not a curated record. Lineage: Eukaryota; Viridiplantae; Streptophyta; Magnoliopsida; Fabales; Fabaceae. Gene Ontology annotation, biological process: carbohydrate metabolic process. Gene Ontology annotation, molecular function: xylose isomerase activity. The coding region runs from base 153 to 1592 and encodes 479 amino acids. The transcript is spliced from 21 exons.
UAAACAACAAUUUCAAAACUGCGGAUAUCUCUUACUUCUUUAUGUAAAACAGUCUUCUCCUAGCUUCUCUAUAAAAAUAAAACACCUCUUCUCCUCCCGUUCAUCCUAUCGAAAUCGGUGAAGAACAAGUUUGGGUCGGUAUUGACGUCAAGAUGAAAAUGAAAUUGGGGAGAACAUUACUACUUUUUCUUUGUUUCAAAGUCUUCUGUUACGCAGUGGUUGCUACUCCUCAGACUUGUCCUGCUAGCAAUGUGGAUCAAUGCGGCGAUUCAGAUGGAUGGGAAGGGGAGUUUUUCCCUGAAAUUGCAAAGAUUAAAUACGAGGGUCCGUCCAGUAAGAAUCCACUUUCUUUUAAAUGGUAUAAUCCGGAGGAGGAAAUUCAUGGAAAGAAAAUGAAGGAUUGGUUCAGAUUUAGUGUUGCAUUUUGGCAUACAUUCCGUGGAACAGGUGCUGAUCCAUUUGGCGCACCUACUAAGUAUUGGCCAUGGGAGGAUGGUACCAACUCAUUAAACAUGGCCAAAAGAAGAAUGAGAGCUAACUUUGAGUUCAUAAGCAAGCUUGGUGUCGAUUUUUGGUGCUUCCACGACAGGGAUAUUGCCCCUGAUGGAAAAACUCUUGAUGAAUCUAAUGCAAACUUGGAUGAAGUGGUUGCCCUAGCUCAAGAGCUCCAGACCAAGGCUAAAAAAAGAGUAUUAUGGGGAACAGCUCAGUUGUUCAUGCAUCCUCGUUACAUGCAUGGUGCUGCUACUAGCUCUGAAUUAGGGGUCUAUGCAUAUGCUGCUGCUCAAGUGAAGAAAGCCAUGGAGGUGACUCAUUAUUUGGGAGGAGAAAAUUAUGUUUUCUGGGGUGGUCGUGAGGGUUAUCAAUCUCUUUUGAACACAGAUAUGGAGCGAGAGCUUAAUCAUAUGGCUAGGUUUUUUGAAGCUGCGGUAGCACACAAAAAGAAGAUUGGAUUCAAUGGGACAUUGCUAAUUGAGCCUAAGCCACAAGAACCUACGAAACACCAGUAUGAUUGGGAUGCUGCAACCUCAGCAAAUUUCUUGCGAAAAUAUGGACUUGAAGGCGAAUUCAAACUCAACAUAGAGUGCAACCAUGCCACCCUCUCUGGCCACAGUUGUCAUCAUGAACUCGAAACUGCAAGGAUUAACGGAUUGCUGGGUAAUAUUGAUGCUAACACCGGCGAUCCUCAAGUUGGCUGGGACACUGAUCAGUUUCUGGUAGAUAUUCAAGAGGCAACGCUGAUUAUGCUCAGUGUGAUCAGAAAUGGAGGACUUUCACCAGGUGGAUUCAACUUCGAUGCGAAAUUGCGGAGAGAGAGCACGGAUGUUGAAGACUUGUUCAUAGCCCACAUUGUUGGAAUGGAUACCCUGGCCCGUGGACUGAGAAAUGCUGUCAAGCUAAUUGAGGAUGGUUCUCUGUCUGAGCUUGUCCGUAAACGAUACCAGAGUUUUGACACUGAAAUUGGGGCUCAAAUAGAGGCUGGUAAAGCUGACUUUGAAUAUCUGGAGAAGAAAGUCAAGGAAUGGGGAGAACCAAAGGUUGCUUCUGCGAAACAGGAGCUAGCCGAGAUGAUCUUCCAAUCUGCUUUGUAGAAAUAUGAAUCUAGACUUAUAUAGCGACUUUUUUCGUUUUAUUAUAUUAGGAACAGUUCAAUAUGUUAGGUUCACAGUUCAAUAUGUUAAGUUUACGAAUAAAAGGAAAUUCAGACUGGCUUAUAUUUUAUUUAUUAUGUAAAACGUACACAUUUUACUAUAUAUAUAUAUAUAAAACGUACACAUUUUUACUUUC